AUGGCAUCGAACAACAGCAGCAGUGUCGAUGCAGACGAGAUUUUUCGAGCGCUUGAUCGGCUUCCCAUUCAUACGAACUUGAAUGCGACUCGAGAUGACUUGCAUUCAACACGCACAGCAACAACGCGAGGCGGGACGGUUGAGCUGCAGCAGCCUGCGAUUCCACUCACACCGCAGUUGUCGUCUAUGCGAUCCGUCUCGCCCCAGUCCGUGUCCCCUCGAGCACCAGUGGGCCAUGUGUCGCCAGUGCCCACAAAUGACACGAUCGAUUAUGCGCAUGUCACGCAGGACCCGAGAGAUCGCGUGGUUAAUCAGAAACUGCGCGGAAUUCAUGUUUUUAUGAUCACCAUCAGCGGUGUCCUCGGAGCCGGACUGUAUGUGCGAAGCGGAUCGAUCUUACGAUUCGGAGGCCCUGGCGCCGUCCUCAUAUCUACCACGGUCAUGGGGUUACUCGCUUGGCUGGUGAUGCAGUGCAUUGCCGAGAUGCUGACCCUGUGGCCGAUAUCUGGUGCGCUGGUGGAAUACGUCGGAACAUUUGUCGACGAGGAUCUGGGCAUCGCGGUCGGAAUUGCUUAUUGGUUCACUUAUGCGAUGAGCUUUGCGGCGCUAAUUGUGGCUGGGGCGGGUGUGCUCGACUAUUGGGAUCCGGGGAAAGCCAUUCAGGGGACGGUGAUGUUUUUCCUCGUUCCGUUAUUUAUCAUCUUCUUCAACAGUUUCGGAGUCCAGAUUUAUGGGCUGUCAGAGGUGAUCGGAGGCUUUCUGAAGAUCAUUGGCAUAUGCGUGGUGAUUGCUUGUAUGAUUGCGAUUAACAUUGGGGCCGGGGCCGAAGGCCAUAUCGGUACAAAAUAUUUCAAAUACGACACCAUCUUCCCCCGUGACCCAGCGACGGGUGAUUCUUGGGCAUCUGUCUUGUUUAUUUCAUUCUCGACCGCAGCAUUUGCAUAUGUCGGUGUAGAUAUCACAGCCGCCACUGCCCUUGAAGCCCGCCCGGACAGCAAACGUUCACAGGGAGACAAAAGUUUAUGGCCUGCCAUCUCGGUCCGAUUUAUCGCAACCUGGACAAGCUUCAUCAUCUGGAUCAUCUACUUCCUUGCUGGAAUCCUGCUUAGCUUCAACGUCUACUGGCGCAAUCCUAGUCUCCCCCGCGCAUCGUUCCUCGGAUCCCCGGUCAACCCUACCGAUGCCAACGUGAUAAACAGCAACUCCGGGUUCGUCAUUAGCGCAUCGCUUUCGCAGAUCCACGGACUCGAUGAUAUGGUCGCGGCGAUUAUACUCAUAACGGUAAUUUUUUCGGCCAACACGAAUCUAUACGUCGCCUCCCGAGCGCUUUUUGUCCUCGCCCGCAAAAUCCACGGCAGCGAGUGUGUCUACUAUCACCGUGACAGGAUCAACAGCUCCCCCUACUUUGCCCGACUCCGACGCUUUUCCCCGGGCGCAGAAGAUGUCUACCCCUGGCGCUCCCACGGCCAGCCCUUCACCAUGUACCUCGCGCUCUGCGGCUGCCUGGUCGUCCUCGUCAUCGCUAAUGGCGCUGCACUGUGGCAGGGUUUCUUGGUCCCUGGAUUUCUCUCUGCUUAUCUUGCCCCACUCUGCUUCAUUGUCCUCUGGUUCGGAAUCAAGUUCCUGCGCUGGGGAAGCCUGAAGCUACAUCUUGAGGAUCUGUCGGAUUUUGAGCAGGUUAAGCUGAAGUUCCGGUACCUGGAUGAGAUUGGGCAGAGGGCUGCGGUAAGGGUUCAACCGCAACAGCCGCGCGGAUGGGGAAAUCUAUGGGGCUUGAUGUAA
Penicillium canariense is the source of this 1782-nucleotide messenger RNA. RefSeq lists its product as uncharacterized. The coding region runs from base 1 to 1782 and encodes 593 amino acids. The transcript has 10 exons. Gene Ontology annotation, cellular component: membrane. The record is from RefSeq and is a predicted model, not a curated record. Lineage: Eukaryota; Fungi; Ascomycota; Eurotiomycetes; Eurotiales; Aspergillaceae. Gene Ontology annotation, biological process: transmembrane transport.